Messenger RNA from Vicugna pacos (alpaca), 412 nucleotides. RefSeq names its product ATP synthase subunit f, mitochondrial. Gene Ontology annotation, biological process: proton motive force-driven mitochondrial ATP synthesis. NCBI's taxonomy places the organism in Eukaryota, Metazoa, Chordata, Mammalia, Artiodactyla, Camelidae. Gene Ontology annotation, molecular function: proton-transporting ATP synthase activity, rotational mechanism. Gene Ontology annotation, cellular component: proton-transporting ATP synthase complex. The record is from RefSeq and is a predicted model, not a curated record.
UUCGGAGAAGCGGACAGCCAGGACUCCAAGAUGGCGUCAGUUGUACCACUGAAGGAGAAGAGGCUCCUGGAUGUCAAAUUAGGGGAGCUGCCAAGCUGGAUACUGAUGCGGGAUUUCACCCCUAGAGGCAUUGCUGGAGCGUUUCAAAGAGGUUACUACCGGUAUUACAACAAGUACGUCAACGUGAAGAAAGGGAGCGUCGCGGGGCUUUCCAUGGUGCUGGCAGCUUACGUGCUUUUCAACUACUGCCGCUGUUACAAGGAGCUCAAACAUGAGCGGCUCCGCAAGUACCACUGAAGGAGGCGCACUCUGCAUUCCUGACCAGGACCUUUGCCCUGCACCCCCGAAUCCUUUCACAUCCUACUAGAGAAUCACCACCCAAUAAAAGAUGACUGUACCUGGAAAAAAAAAA